Molecule: messenger RNA, 470 nt
Organism: Sphaeroforma arctica JP610
Lineage: Eukaryota; Ichthyosporea; Ichthyophonida
Exons: 3
Coding region: 1-396 (131 amino acids)
Biological process (GO): adenylate cyclase-modulating G protein-coupled receptor signaling pathway
Cellular component (GO): heterotrimeric G-protein complex
Molecular function (GO): G protein-coupled receptor binding; GTPase activity; G-protein beta/gamma-subunit complex binding
Source: RefSeq, a predicted model, not a curated record
AUGGCCCGUGUCAUCACCACCGGCAUUGUGAGCAUACACAUUGAGAAGCCUUCCCGAGCCUUCGAAGUCGAUGAUGUGGGAGGGCAACGCAACGAGCGACGCAAAAGGGUGGGGUGUUUCGCAAACGUUAACUGUUUGAUGUUCGUGGUUAACCUGGCGGGAUACGCCACCGUCACAUACGAAGACGCGAGUAUGAACAGAAUGACUGAGGCCAUGAACGCGUUCAAGGCAACGGUCAAUAACCGGGUGUUCAACGACACUAAGAUCUGUCUAGUCUUCAACAAGAAGGAUGCAUUUGAGAAUAUGCUGCUCAAGAAACCUUUGAAAGAAACUUUCCCCGAUUAUGAGGGCCCUAACUGCAAGUACAAUCUCGAAUUGUCUCGCAACUGUAACUGAGCUUGUGGAUGAUGUACGCUUGCUCAUAAUUUGGGAUUAAGCUGCAUACUAGCAUACAUACAAGGGUAUACAAA